AUGAAUCAAAAUAACAGAGUAGAUUAAUUGGAUAGUCUUGAAACUGAUGAAGAACUAGAUUUUUAAGAAUUUGAAAUGCCGUAAUUAGUUAGACGAAAUGGAAUGACUAAUACUCAGUCAGAAUUUACGGGUUAUUUUAUAUUGGAUAAACCAGUCGAUAAUAUAUUCGAAGAAGAAUAUUGCCCAAUUUGUUUGGAGUCAUCAGAACAGUUAUAUCCCUUAAAAUGUGGGCAUACUUACUGUUAAAAUGAUAUAGAAAAUAUGAUUGAUAUCUCUAAAAAGUCUAAUGGCUUAUUCUCAUGCCCGAUUUGCAGAGCGUAUUAAAGUCUAGAUUCAUAUGAUGAAGUUUAUCAAUUGAAAAAGCAAAAUCUUGUGAAUUGCAACAAUUUUCGCUAUUGA
Molecule: messenger RNA, 399 nt
Organism: Paramecium octaurelia
Lineage: Eukaryota; Ciliophora; Oligohymenophorea; Peniculida; Parameciidae
Source: the annotation of a GenBank genome assembly